AUGGCAGACGGUGGGGCCCCGGCGCUGGAGAUCGGGGAAGCCGAUAGCAACUGGGCACUGAUCAGAGACAAGGUGAUCGAGGAGCGCUUUGGCCCCGCCGUGGUGCCCGUGCCCUUCCUGGAGGACGCCGCGGCCUACAACCUGCUGAGCGUGCUGGUGAGGAGGCCGGGCCGGGCGCCGCGCCUGCUGGGGCGGGCCCGGCCCCUGGUGCCAGUGGGGGGGCUGGCCCAGCUGGCGCAGCAUGGGGUGGAGCCGGCGGAGCUGGCGCGUGGCACACGGGAAUACCGCGCCCGAGCGCGGGGCGAGGCGCGCUAUGAGGAGACGCGGCUGGUGGAGGGCGCCCCGUGCCACAUCCGGCUGCAGCUGGCCAACGUGCACAAGAAGGUAGCCUUCCUGGCCCUGCGCCCCGGCCAGGUGGCCCUGCGCCCCGACCUGCCCUGGCUCCGGGGCCUGCGCAGCCUCUACCUCCUGCACGAGGUCUUCUACUGCUCCGGCCUGGUGCUGGCCGUCACCCGGGGGCAGUCCCAGCGCACCCUGCACCUGCCGGGGCCCUGCCCCGUCGCCUUCUGCUGCCUCAAGUUCGCCCUCGGCCCCAGCGGCCUCCUCGGGCCCCAGAAGCCCAUAGGCCCCGCGCUGCCCACGCGGGUGGUCUGGCUCAAGCUGGGGUCGCUGGAGCCCCCGGCGCCUCCUGCCAAGAGCAGCCCCAAGGGCCAGAGCCCCUUCCGCCGCGCCUCCAGGAGAGGGAAGUGGCCGUUCACCAGGAGCCGCACCCAGCCAGCCACCCCCAGCCGCGGAGACCCCGACCGGCACGCCAUGUCCCUGCCACUGCUGCAGAGCCUGAGCACCGAGUCCGAGAGCGACGGCUGA
Molecule: messenger RNA, 867 nt
Organism: Dermochelys coriacea (leatherback sea turtle)
Lineage: Eukaryota; Metazoa; Chordata; Testudines; Dermochelyidae
Gene: C1H11orf42
Product: chromosome 1 C11orf42 homolog
Exons: 3
Coding region: 1-867 (288 amino acids)
Source: RefSeq, a predicted model, not a curated record